CCAUGUCCGACGGGGCUACACGAGCUGACGAUAGGAUACUCCAAUGACAAGUCAACAACAAUCCGGGAAUAUUGCCCGGUCAGCAUGUAAUGCCAUGUAGUGGCCGUAUGUGAUGCUACCCUGAUCAACCUUCCCUACUUGGAUGGCGUUUGCGUUGCCCUUUUACCCUUUUCGGCCGCUUUGUUUUCGUGAUUUGAUGACUUUGGGCACGCCAUGCUUAUUCCAAUGCUAUCUAGCUCUUUGCCUAGCUACUGCGUCAGCACCCGAAAACCCGGGUUCUCUCGUCGCUUCAAAAUAGAUAAUUGCUAGCCUUUAGCUCCUUGGCUCUCUGUUUCCCGUCCAUUGGCAUUGGCAUUGAUAUUUGUCUGUUUCGGCCAAAGUCAUGAAGCUGCGUUGGUUGACGAUCGGCCUUUUGGCCGCCCUCUCUUGGGAUGCCGAUGCUAUGCGGGUUGGAAGACGGGACACUCCCAGAGACCAGCUUCAAUACGAUGUUCACUAUUUCGACCAAAAAGUCAACCACUUCCCCGAUGAUCCGCAGUUCACUAAGUCGCCCCUGAGCAAUGGCACCUUCAAGCAGCGAUAUUAUUUCGACAGCACCUACUAUAAACCAGGCGGACCAGUAUAUCUUUAUAUCUCAGGAGAGACAAGUGGACCCAGCAGAUUCUCCAAUCUGCAGAAUGGGAUUAUUCAAAUCUUGAUGCAAGCUACAAAUGGUCUAGGUGUCAUUCUCGAGAAUCGCUACUACGGAGAAUCUUACCCCUUCAACACCAGCACCGUAGAUGAACUGUUGUUUCUCACAACCAACCAAACCAUAGCUGACAACGCCUACUUUGCUCAACACGCCGUGUUCCCCGGAAUUAACGGUACCCUUACUGCGCCUGGCACUCCAUGGAUUCUCUACGGAGGUAGUUUGGCAGGUGCUCAGACUGCUCUAUCGAUCAAGGUCCACGGGGACGUUCUCUACGGCGGCAUCGCUGCCUCUGCCCCUAUCAAGGUAUCCGUGGGUUAUCCUGAAUGGUAUAACCCAAUCCAAAAAUAUGCGCCCCAAGAUUGCGUAACGAGAAUCAACAACAUCGUUGACAAAUUUGACUCGCUUAUUGCGAAAAAUAACACCAAGGCAAUCAACGAAUUCAAGGCUUUAUUCGGGUUUGAAAGUUUAACGGACAACAGAGACUUUGCAGCCGCUAUUGCAGACCCCAUUGGGAAUCCAGGAUUUUACCUCUCAAGCACGUGGCAAGAACUGAAUUGGAACUCUACAUAUGGUUCAAGAGAUUUCUUCUACUUCUGUGGAAAUGUUUCUGACGUUGAUGCCCCUGAAGAAAUUACUCAAGUGGACUAUGCAUUAGCGAAUUACACCGACGGCGAACCCUGGAUCGGCCUCGGCGGCUAUGCUAAUUAUGUGAAGACCUACACGCGCCCACUGUGCGCUUCGGGAGAUUAUAAUGCCAAUGGCUGUUGGGGAACUCAAAAUGCCUCGGCAUGGGCUGACGUAGAAAACACUUCUACACGUUCAUACCUCUACACAAGCUGCGUGGAACAGGGCGCGUACAUCGAUGCGCCCAAAGAAGGGCCGGCUUUGUUGUCUCGUGUUAUAGAUACCAGUUACGAGCAGCAGUGGUGCACCUGGGCAUUCCCUCCUGGGAAAUAUAACUCGAUUCCGUCGACGCCUGAUAUAGACGCAUACAACAACUUCGGCGCGUUCAACCUCAGCGCCGAUAGACUUGCAUUCAUCGACGGAGAUCAAGACGUGUGGCUUGACCUAUGCUACCACUCCAAUUUCGCGCCUCUUCGAACGACUUCUUCCGACCUGCAUCCCGAACUUCUCAUCACCGGAUCAGGACACCACUGGGAUUCGUACGGGAUUUUGGAUGUGGAGGCCGAGCCUCAGUUCAUCCGAGAAGCCCAUUUGUGGGAGAUCAAGACGGUGAAGAAGUGGCUUAAAAGCUUUGGCGACUGGAAGAAGUCCAAGUACUAGACGAGAGAUUCUUAAAAGCUACGGAACGUUAAUGUCAUAUUUAAUAUAUAUUAUUAAUGGGUACCUGAUAGAAUAGUUUAUUCAGGGAAAUCGACGUGGUUUCUUCAGUACUGACUAAAUGUAUAGCCCCGUGUGAUGUAAAUUGUGCAUAUAAUCCAUACGUAGUAUCAAAAAUGAGGGCAUAGCAGGAGUAGCUAUGUCUGUAUUCGAAAAGUAUGAAUUUAUAUGAGGUGGUGGUGUCAUGCUACAAUAAGUGUGAUUUGGCAAGGGCUUUGCUCCUAUCACGUUAUGAUGCGAAGCUAAGUGGGCACCAUUGGAAGAUUUUAUUCUCUGGGUUUGUGUGGGAUAUAGGACAAGAUAUGGUCAGUGCUUUUCAACG
Molecule: messenger RNA, 2354 nt
Organism: Annulohypoxylon truncatum
Lineage: Eukaryota; Fungi; Ascomycota; Sordariomycetes; Xylariales; Hypoxylaceae
Product: peptidase S28
Exons: 8
Coding region: 383-1975 (530 amino acids)
Biological process (GO): proteolysis
Molecular function (GO): serine-type exopeptidase activity; dipeptidyl-peptidase activity
Source: RefSeq, a predicted model, not a curated record